Messenger RNA from Psylliodes chrysocephalus, 1524 nucleotides. NCBI's taxonomy places the organism in Eukaryota, Metazoa, Arthropoda, Insecta, Coleoptera, Chrysomelidae. The record is from the annotation of a GenBank genome assembly.
UAUCAUUCAUGGUUGUUUCCUUUUUAUUUACAAAAUGUUUUUAAAUAGAGUAACCAACUUUAUAUUGCUUGAAUAUAUUUCAAAUAUAAAUAAUCAUAAUAAUAUUCGACAUUUGGCGAAAUGGACAACUCGUAGACCUCUUAAAGUAAUUCCAAGUGAUGAAUAUGAUGAAGAAGAAGACGUUCAUAUUAAAAGAACCGCACCGGUAGAUUCAGGAAAGGAAUAUAAUCAAAAUACUUACAAAAACGAGAAAGUAAAUGUACCUUUUUAUGUUAAACCCCUUACUAUAUCCAAACAGAAACAAACUCCAAAAGUAACAAUGGACAUGUUAGAAACGACUAUAGACGAAAAAGGAAAUUUUAUAUACACCAAAAUGCAAAAUAAUGAUUCAAGAAUAACUACAGUACUUACUGAAAUUAAAUCUAAGAAUGAUCGAGAUAAAAAAGACCUUAUUUUGCUAGAAGGAAAGCGACUGAUUAAGGAUGCUCUGGAUGCUCAUUGCAAACUUGAAUAUAUAUUAUUUAGUAGGCUUAAGGAAGUAGAAUAUUUAAGACAAUCAAUACCCAAGAUAGGAGCCAAAUUGUACAAAAUGCCAUAUAGAGAAAUCCAAAUGUGGUCGAAUUUAACAACUAGUCCAGGAAUAAUGGGUAUUUUUAAAACUCCUAAUAUAGAAGCAUACCAACCCCCUAAAGAUGCCAUACCUUUAACGAUUAUAUGUGACAAUAUUAGAGAAGCUGACAACUUGGGUGCUGUGUUGAGGACUUGCAGUGGUGUUGGCUGCAAAGAAAUUCUGCUGACCCAAGGUUGCGUGAACGUUUGGGACUCGAAAGUACUUCGCAGUGCAUGCGGAGCACAUUUUAAACUAAGAAUUCAAAGAAAAUUUGAGUGGGACACUUUUAAUGAUCUCAUUCCUCCUGAUAGUAAUAUUUUUAUAGCUGACAACAAUGUAGUCUCUUUAAAUUCUACUGAUGAUAACAGUGAAAACAACUUGUCAUUAAGUAAUUUAAUUAAUUCAGUUCCUCUUGUUCCUUACUAUUCAUUUAAUUUUAGUCCUGGUAGACAUAAUGUAUUGAUUGUGGGAGGUGAGACGGAAGGUAUUAGUGAGGAGUCGUAUAAAUUAGUUUCUGAAAUGAAUGGUACUAGGUUAAAUAUACCUCUAGGUAACAAUAUAGAUAGUUUGAAUGUUGGUACUGCUUUAGGCAUAAUUGUUUUUGAAAUAAAAAGACAAUUUUUACUUUCAAAAGGUACAUAAAGAAAAGAUAUUUUGUAAAAGUUUAACUCGAUGCCAUUUUCACAAAGUAUAUCAAAAAUCUUUAUUUUAACAUAAACUGUGGAUCAAGUUAUAUGAUAUAGACACUAUGUUUUGUUGCUGCCAUAAGAUCUUGAAUAUACAAUGGUAUAUUAUUCUUUAUAAGGUAAAUACUGCAAUAAGUAUUAAUGGUGCUACUUUAUUUAAGAAUAAUGCGGAAAAUACUUAUCCAUUUAAUUUAAUAUAAUUAAUGAAUUGGCUUAUUGUAUGAAUGG